This is a messenger RNA of Entelurus aequoreus (snake pipefish), 2776 nucleotides long. It is a transcript of the gene cyp27b1, whose product is annotated as 25-hydroxyvitamin D-1 alpha hydroxylase, mitochondrial. Gene Ontology annotation, biological process: C21-steroid hormone biosynthetic process; cholesterol metabolic process; glucocorticoid biosynthetic process. Gene Ontology annotation, molecular function: heme binding; iron ion binding; oxidoreductase activity, acting on paired donors, with incorporation or reduction of molecular oxygen. The transcript is spliced from 9 exons. The coding region runs from base 28 to 1563 and encodes 511 amino acids. NCBI's taxonomy places the organism in Eukaryota, Metazoa, Chordata, Actinopteri, Syngnathiformes, Syngnathidae. The record is from RefSeq and is a predicted model, not a curated record. Gene Ontology annotation, cellular component: mitochondrial inner membrane.
GGGGUAUAAAAGGAGCCUGAGAGGCAGAUGAGCACCGGAGUCCGGCGGGCGCCCAUGAUCUCGGUGAGGAGGAUGCUGCAGCGAGCCUGGAGAGGGUCUGUCCGGAGCGCCUCCCCCCUGCCCAAGUGCGCGGAGAGGUGGGCUGAGGGCGAAAGCACCGCGCUGAAGACGCUGGACGACAUGCCAGGACCGUCGCUGCUCGGCUCCUUUUGGGAAUUGUUCCCGCGCCGGGGGCUGACAAGGAUGCACCAGCUACAGCUGGAGGGCCUGCAGCUCUACGGCCCCAUGUGGAAGGCCCACUUCGGCCCCAUCCUGACGGUCCACGUGGCCCAACCGGCCCUCACCGAGCAGGUGCUGAGACAGGAGGGGAUGUACCCCUGCCGCUCGGACCUGUCCUCCUGGAAGGACUACCGCAAGCUGAGAGGUCACCACUAUGGACUGUUGACCUCAGAAGGAGAGGAGUGGCAGGAGGUGAGGAGCCUGCUGAGUAAGCACAUGCUGAGACCCAAGGCGGUGGCAGUUUACGACAAAACCCUCAACGGCGUGGUCAGCGACCUCAUCGCCAAACUCCGCCUGCGCAGACUCCCCGGGGGCCUGGUCACCGACGUGGCCCAGGACUUCUACUUCUUCGGCCUGGAGGGAGUCUCCUCGGUGUUGUUUGAAUCCAGGAUCGGCUGCCUGAAUCCGGUGGUCCCGGAGGAAACGAAACACUUCAUCCGGUCCAUCAACAGCUUGUUCGUGCUGACGCUGCCCACCAUGGCCAUGCCAAGAUGGCUGCACUGGUUCUUCCCCAUACCCUGGAGACUCUUCUGCAAGUCCUGGGACAACGUGUUUAAAUUUGCUAAAGGUCACAUUGACAAGCAGCUAAAGGACAAGGCGAACAACCACGGCGAGGGAAAAGUGGAGGGCCACUGCCUGGCCUACCACAUGUCCCAGACGGCGCUGCCCAUGGAGACCGUUUACAGCAACAUCACCGAGCUGCUGCUGGCAGGCGUCGACACGAUCUCCAACACCUUGUCCUGGUCACUGUACGAGUUGUCCCGGCACCCCGAGAUGCAGGCCUCACUGCGCCAGGAAAUCCUGGCGGUCCUGGAGGGCAAGGCCGUGCCCGAGGCGGCGGAUGUAGCGCGCAUGCCUCUCCUGAAGGCUACGAUCAAAGAAGUGCUCAGGUUGUACCCGGUCAUCCCUGCCAACGCCCGAGUCAACGUCGAGAGGGACAUCCAGGUCGGAGGCUACCUCAUUCCUAAGAACACUCUGAUCACCCUGUGCCAAUUUGCCACGUCCCGGGACCCCUCUGUGUUCCCCAGUCCCAAUGACUUCCUGCCACGCCGAUGGUUGAACAAGGGGAAGACUCAUCAUCCUUACGCCUCGGUGCCUUUCGGGGUGGGCAAACGGAGCUGCAUCGGGCGGCGGAUCGCUGAGUUGGAGCUUUACCUCGCUCUUGCCAGGAUCCUGCUGGAGUUUGACGUGAGGCCGGAUCCAGAGGGGGGUUCUGUGAUGCCCAAGACCCGUACGCUGCUUGUUCCUGCAAAAGUCAUCAACCUGCAGUUUGUUGAACGAUGACCCACUCCUGCCCGCGUUACGUGAAGGUGACCACCAGGAGGUCACCUGCUGGUCGAGCUGAGGCCUGUGGAGCAGACUCCACUUGCUCUUUAUGCCCUGAAUGUUUUUAUUACAGUUGGACAUGCCAAGUCUUUUAUUACAUCCCAUGAUGCAACGGUGCUGAGGAGUGAUGUUCCCUCUGGUCCUCUUGAAGCAAACAUGUGGUGUGUGAGCAUCAUGGAGCAAAGUGUUAGUACAGGGAUGUCAAAGUGGUUUUCAUUAAGGGCCACAUGGGAGUUAUGGCUGCCAUCAGAGGGCCGCUUGUAACAGUGAAUAAUGUAUGAAUUUGCCUCUGGAUUUCAUUAUUAAUUAUAUGAAUUGUUUUAAGUACACUGUCCAUUUUACAGUAAAAACUUUACAUUUACAAAAUUUUACUGUAGAAUUUUUUUUUUUUUUUCAUUUUUAACAACAUUUUACGAUAAAUGGAAAAACAGUACGACUGUUUUUUAGUGGGGUUUUUACGGAAAAAGCUGGCAGCUUAGUUGCCAGAAUUUGUGUGUUGAAUUGACAUUGUUUUUAUAACAUGAUAUUGUUCAUGGAAAAACAGUACAAGUUUUUUUUAAAUUCUGGCAACUUAGCUGCCAGUUUUUUUUACCGUAAAAACAAAUGCACCGUCUUUCCAUUUACAGUAACACACCGUUAAAAACAACAACCGUAGAUUUUACAGUCAAAAACUGGCAGCUCCGUCAACAGAAUUUUAACGCAAAAAAACAGAAGUAGUUUUUUCCGAUUUACAGUAACAUGCUGUAAAGAACGGCGUAACAUUUAUUGUCAUUUUUAUUAAUUUGAUGGGUUGUUUUCUGUAAAGUUAAGUAUUUUUAUUUAGACAAAAACAUGUUUGGAAAGUAUGAUAAUAUACUGAAAUAUUUGUUGCAAUAUUGGAUACUAUUAAAGUUUAAAAGGCAUGCAAUUUCAAGCAGUACAUAUAUUUUUUCUGUCAAAAUGAAAAAAAUUAAUGACAUUUAGUGAGAAAAUAAGUACUUUAUUGACACAUAUCAUUUACAGGUGUUUGUGGGCCAGAUAAAAUGAUGUGGCGGGCCAGAUCUGGCCCCCGGGCCUUGAGUUUGACACCUGUGUCUUAGUAGAUCUUUAGUGGCCAUUAUAUCUUCUACUCUGUAUUUAUUCUCAAAUAAUGUGAAACUAUAAUUGUCAUUAAAAGCGGGGUCACUUCUUA